UAUGAACGGGAACCGCCCACAGACUGCCUGAAUGAUUUCCGUAUGAUUAGAUUAGUUUUUUAUUGAAAAAAAUUAAGGACCGACAUCAAUCAGCUAUUUAAAUGAACCAUGUUUACUUUAAUUUAAAAUCGCAACCUUAAAAAUCUAAACGAAUAAACAACUGUCGGUUAAGGUGCCUCGCAGCAGUCUCGGCUCCUCCGCUGGUCCGGAAAACUCAGGAAAGUUCUGGAGCCGGUAAAGAAGUUUCACCGGAACCGGCGCGCUCAUUCAGAGUAGUUUUCACCGUGAUCGUGUUGGCGGUACGUGGCUGAGAGCUCGGUUAAGCGCAAAUGGCUGUUGUAACGUUUUCGUGGCCCUGCUGGAUUUUGAUGCUCGUUGUCGUCGCCACCGCGUCCACUGUCGCCGCUUCAGACCAGCAGAUCUUAGGACAUCCUGGGAUGAGUGUCAAUCUGACAUUUCAGGUUCCCACUGACACCAUAUCUGUAUGGCUAAAAAGACUUCCCAAUGAGAAAUAUAUCUCCUACUGCCAAGACUUAAUGCCACCACGUCCCAGUGACCAGGAGGAGUCAUUUAAGGGUCGGGUGGAGGGGAUGGACUGUAGCAAUAUCAGCGGCACCGUUUCUGUAACUUUGAACAACCUGACCAGAAGCGACAGUGGGACAUACGAGCUUCAAGGGGUGGACCAUGGUGGACGGCUCUUUAAUAAAACUGUCUUCCUGAAUGUUACUGACCCAGGUCAGACAGGAGGACACACAGAGGAUGGAGGGAAGGAGGCUCAAUCUGUUGGACUCACAGUGGGAGUUGGUAGUUUGUUGAUCUUUGUAGUCUUGGCUGGGAUAAUUUAUAAAUUCGUUACAUGCAAGGAGAAGAAUUCAUACGACCUUCCUCCUGAUCAAGACGUUUGUCUGAAGCAAACCUUUUUUUCCUGUAAGUUGGUGUAACAAAUUGAAAAGAGACGGAGAGGAGUGGUUUUAUUUUUUUCAUGAAUACAUGAACUGCACUCUGGGUUUGGCCUUCUCAACAUCAGACAAACCAGACUUUGCAGUGUUGUCCUGUCAUUAAGAUGAUGACCACACGGACACAUCUCCGAGUUCCUGUACCUUCAGCUUUAAGAGUAGAUAAAACACAUGAUCAACGGGUCGUGGAGAGAGCUUCACUUUCCUGGUACAAUUGUAAACUGUAUAAAUGAAGGACUUGGACAUGGUGACACCAACCUUUGGUUAGACUCCACAUUUGAAAGCCUCCAUGUGUGGGUGGAUAAGUUUAUCUCCAGCAUCCAGGUGGAUGUUUAAAAAAAAAAUCACCCCUGUAGAGUUUUUAUAAAGUAAGAAACUGUCCACAGAGAAUGAACUUGUUUUUAUAUCUUUGCAAAGGUGGACAUUUGAACAUGUAUGUAUUUACUUAUGGAGACACCUUAUCGUGAAAUCUGUUGUGCAGUAUUUAAGAUGCUAAAAACAUGCUAAUAUAUGAAAUUUGUUUCAUUGUUUUUUUUAAAUGAAAUAAUUUAUUUUACAUGUUGUCUAAUUGUGUUAAUGAUUGAAGUAAAAUUUUAAUUUUUUUUCUGAUGUAUUCGUCAGUUUUUUAAAAUGUCAGAGUCUGUGUGAUGCUAUAUAGCCAUAAGUGUGACCAUUUAAUGUGAACUCUGCUGGUUCGGUCUCCCACAGCAGACAGGCUUUAAUUUUGAGGAUGGAUGAAGGAGACACGGUAGAGGAGGAGAAGGAGGCAGGUUUUCUUUGAAUCCUCCUGUCACGUCAGACUUUCUAAUUUCCUAUAUCGUACGGUUGAUAUCAGAGCUCUAAUCUACACAAGUGUGGGUGUUUACAGACACUGAAGUCUGUUAGGUAAGAGUUCAUUAUUUUUGUAAUAAAAUAUACUCAUCUGAAUGAGGACAGAGGCAACAAUCACUGGAAUUAUCAGCUAAAAAUUGUUUCUCUGACUGUCUUUCAGGAUGUUACUGUUGUUCAUGAGGGUUUACCCCAUCCUGAACCCUGUACAAUCACAAUAUGUAUUUUUAUAUAUUUAUUUAAUUGUUCAAAUCUAAUCAGGGAACAAAGAAAAUAAUCAUUCUAACUGACACAUGAAAACUUUAUGACAUUCUUACUCAAAACGUCUAUUUUGCCUUUGUCCAAAAUCCAAAGUUAUUGCUGAUAACUUGAAAAUGUAACCUAGGUAGGUACUGAUUACAUGCAUAAACGUCUUUUUGAA
Messenger RNA from Oreochromis aureus, 2205 nucleotides. RefSeq lists its product as uncharacterized. The transcript has 4 exons. The record is from RefSeq and is a predicted model, not a curated record. Bases 330 to 941 code for a protein of 203 amino acids. Lineage: Eukaryota; Metazoa; Chordata; Actinopteri; Cichliformes; Cichlidae.